This is a messenger RNA of Cylas formicarius (sweet potato weevil), 543 nucleotides long. It is a transcript of the gene Polr3H, whose product is annotated as DNA-directed RNA polymerase III subunit RPC8. Gene Ontology annotation, biological process: transcription initiation at RNA polymerase III promoter; DNA-templated transcription. Bases 1 to 543 code for a protein of 180 amino acids. Lineage: Eukaryota; Metazoa; Arthropoda; Insecta; Coleoptera; Brentidae. Gene Ontology annotation, cellular component: RNA polymerase III complex. The record is from RefSeq and is a predicted model, not a curated record. The transcript has 5 exons.
AUGAAAAAUGUAACGAGAAUACCCCCAGAUGGCGAACUUAACAAAAAACUGGCUAAUAAAGUUGUUCUAAACGUGGGUCUUUGCAUUGCUUUGUUCGACAUUACAAGCCUCAAGGAGUCAUUUAUAAUUCCAAGCGACGGAGCUUCCCACACAGUAGUGCAUUUUCGAUACAUCGUAUUUAGACCGUUUAUGGAAGAAAUUUUAGUAGGAAAAAUUCGAACUUGCAGCGAGGAAGGCGUUCACGUUACCCUCGGAUUUUUUGAUGAUAUUUUAAUACCCCCAAACGCCUUGCAACAUCCUGCAAAGUUUAACGAAACUGAACAGGCUUGGGUGUGGGAGUACGACAUGGGCGACGGAAAUAAACACGAUUUGUUUAUGGACGCGGGGGAGAAUAUCCGAUUUAGGGUUACCGCGGAAACUUUUAUGGAGACGUGUCCGACUGGACCAUCCACUGCUCAGGACUCGCAGGAGAAUUUGGAUGGUAAAGUGCCAUACAAAUUGAUUGGGAGUAUAAAUGAGCCUGGUCGGUUAGGGAUUGAAUAA